AUGCAAGGCAUGCAAGGGCAGCAACCAACCACUCCUGCUCCUACUCCUCAGGCUGCAGCAGGGCCUGACUUUCGUGCUUUCUUUCGGAUGGAUCCGCCAGAGUUCUUGGGUGGCUUGGAUCCGGUGAUUGCUCAUGAUUGGUUGUACGGCAUGGAGAUGAUAUUUCAGGCCAUUCAGUGCACAGAAGAAGAGAAGGUGAUUUUUGCUGCUCAGAAAAUGAAGGGGCCAGCAGGUAGAUGGUGGAAUACGGAGUCUACGUAUUUCACUAACCGAGGGAUUCCAAAGGAUUGGCAGCACUUUAAGACAGCGUUCUUGGAGAAGUUUGAAGACAGUGAAUUUCAAUCUUUCAAGCAAGGCAACAUGUCGGUAUCUGAAUAUGCCGAGAAGUUUGAGGACAUGGCUGCCUAUUCUAGACAAGCGGCUUAUGCACCAGAUGAGUUGUGGAAGAUUGAUCAGUUCCUCAUGGGGCUGAAUGCUGAUAUUGUGCACAGUGUAUCUCAGAGGGAGUUUACCACCUAUGCUGAGUGUUUAAGGCAAUGCUAUGUUGCCGAGAACACAUUGAAGAGGGUCCAAGAUGAAAGAGAGCAGAACAAGCCGAUUCGUAGGGAUCAAGGAAGGUCGGGACAACAUUUGAAACCCCGCAAUUCUCCAGCUAUGAAGAAACAGGUCUAUGGAGAUCGCUCUACUCAGCCUCCCCGAUGUGGUAGAUGCAAGGCAAACCACUUUGGGAAUUGCAAGCCAGACUCUGGGAGAUGUUACCGUUGUGACCAGCCAGGGCAUUACGCAAGGGAUUGUACUGCCCCGAAUGCUCCCGAGAAGACUAGAGGUCGUGUUUACACCUUGGACGCUAGGAAGGCCCAAGGAAACACUAAUCUUGUUGCUGGUACGUGUUAUGUUAAUGAUCAGCCCUUGUUUGUGCUAGUUGAUUGUGGAGCAACACAUUCUUUUAUUUCUUAUCCUUGUGUGCGGAGGCUUGGUUUUGAGACGAGUCUUCUUCCUAAUCCUAUGAUUAUCUCGUCGGCUACGGACGAUGUAGUAUAA
Messenger RNA from Vicia villosa (hairy vetch), 1041 nucleotides. RefSeq lists its product as uncharacterized. The record is from RefSeq and is a predicted model, not a curated record. The coding region runs from base 1 to 1041 and encodes 346 amino acids. Lineage: Eukaryota; Viridiplantae; Streptophyta; Magnoliopsida; Fabales; Fabaceae. The transcript has a single exon. Gene Ontology annotation, molecular function: zinc ion binding; nucleic acid binding.